UACAAGGAAUCCGGCUAGUGAUGAAAACACUCGGAGCAGGGUUUCACCAACCAGUGGACGAAAUCCACAGCCUUUCUAUGGCAGAACAUCAAAAACUUGUUUUCCACAAUUUAGGCCUAGCAGAUUUUGCGAAACACUACAAUUUCGAGGUAAUCGACACGUUUAACGUUACUGUUGCCCGUUAUAAGGACUUUGUACAAGGUAAAUGUGCCUGCCACUUUCAUAAGGUGGUUGAAUCAGAGAAAGAAUUCAAUCCUAUGAAGAGACAGUCCCGCUUUCAUGUUGAAGGUACGAUCAACGCCAUCUACAGUGAGAUUUUGCUGAGUAGACUUUGUAGCAAUUUUUUUCCGAAGCGGUGAUGAGUUUAAGACAAUAUUAGACUAAGAUAUUGUCCGGUUGGCAAACAACAAUAUAUAACUGAUUAAGACAAUAAUAACGUAGUGGCUUUUGUCACUGUGAACAAUUAUUGCGUUCAAAUGAUUUGUUGAGCUCGAGAAGAUAAACUAGCAAGACGAGGCAACGUCAAACAAUAACACGUAAUGAUAAAUAUAUAUAAACGUACGUUACAAUAUCAUAAAAGUGUUGUGCUUCGUUGAGUAGUGUAUUCAUGCGAGAAGAAAAGUAGAACUGGGUAAUUCUUCGUAUAAGUUGUUUAAUUAAUGUAACUUAAUUCGUAGAAUAGUUUUAACAAACUAUGAUUCGACUUCUCUGCUACAUAUUUCAAAUAUCCUGAGAUGGAAUCACCAGUCAGCAUAGAGCUGAAGAGCUUGUUGUCGUCUGCUAAUAAAGCGUCAUCUAGUGUUUAUAUCUGUAAAUACCUAAUUCUUACGAUGGAUACUGAUUAAACUGACAAACUUUUUCGUGGAACAUAACCAACUGAGAUAGUGUUUAUAAUAUUUCUUCUUUGGAAUGCCCUGACAAAUUUAUAUAACUUAUCUUAUUUUUAUUUUUUACCGCCAGGGUCGCUAUAUUUUUCUAUUUUCUAAAAACUACUAUUAUUUAACAUUAGAUA
Limulus polyphemus (Atlantic horseshoe crab) is the source of this 1012-nucleotide messenger RNA. RefSeq names its product cadherin-like and PC-esterase domain-containing protein 1. Lineage: Eukaryota; Metazoa; Arthropoda; Merostomata; Xiphosura; Limulidae. The transcript is spliced from 3 exons. The record is from RefSeq and is a predicted model, not a curated record. The coding region runs from base 21 to 359 and encodes 112 amino acids.